AUGCCAUUGCAGGUGAGAGUCAACCUCGUCAUUCACAGAGAAGUCAUACUUGAACGUUUCCAUUUGAUCCUAUAUGGCACUUCCAGACUAGUAUGUGCACAAAGCAAGAAAACCACGGAACAAGAAAUCACGAGAACCACAUACGAUGUGCUCGAGGGCGAACCGGUCAUUUUUGAAAGCGGAACCCUCAAGUACGACAUUACGUUUGUUUUUCCAGAAAACAGGCUGCUUGUCCCCAGCCAGCAUGUCCUUCUUCCAGACGGAUCACUUUCACAAUUCAGCUAUUUUGUCAAGGCUGAGUGUACCACACUGGAGGGUCUAGAACUCAGGGCCAUCAAGACACUCGAGAUCAAGCCAUCGCUUCAGGGACUUCGGUUAUAUACGGAUUUCGUCACCACGACAGAAAUUGAGCCUCAUCCGCUUCGACAGCUGGAGAUUUUUUCCCGGCGCUUUUUCAUUCAAGAAGGCAGAAGCGAAGAGAAGUUUCUAGCUGUGAAGGUUCCAUUCCGGCUAGAAUUUGCCUAUAAGAGACGAUACCCAGACCAGAACUUUGGCAACACGAAUAACGUUUUUUACCAGAACGAGAGGCUAGGCGAUUUCGUGGAUCUCUAUCUUUAUACGCCAUUAUCCAAUGCUGUUCUUAUGAAGCUAUGUCGUGAAGCCUCAUGGUGGAAACGAAAGACAACCACGCCGCUGUUGCGAAUUCUGAUCAACGGAGUCAGCCUAAGGCAGGUGUUUGUCAAGAAUGCCGUCUACAAAGAAGAUUGCACCUCCAUCACCCCAUUGCUUGAACAGGAAACCCAGAUGGCUGUGCGUUUGGAUGAAUUUGAAGAGGUGAAGAGAACCCACUCCUGGGAUAAGGUUCGGCCCGAGGAAUACAUCACCGAUAAGGAGUACCGCUUCAAGUUUCCUUCCCUGCUUAUGCCGUACUCCUUGGCUACUGAUGCCCAAUCGUACUUCGAUGAGCUUGUGAGUCUGCAUUUCUCUCUCAAGCUCCAGAUUGGUGUUUCGUUUCUUCCUACUCUUCCCGAUCAGCUUAUCGAAUUGGAGAGCAGGAUACUCUUGUUGCCGCAGGACCUGACGAGGUUGGACGAAAUUGCACGAGCAAAGACAAGGAGAAUCUUCGCUUUUGAAAAGAGUGAAAAGCUACCAACCUACCUGUCUUCAGGUAGAGACCAGAUGGUGGCGCCAUGGAACGAACUUACAGAAGCAGUCUAG
This is a messenger RNA of Candidozyma duobushaemuli, 1218 nucleotides long. RefSeq lists its product as uncharacterized. The coding region runs from base 1 to 1218 and encodes 405 amino acids. NCBI's taxonomy places the organism in Eukaryota, Fungi, Ascomycota, Pichiomycetes, Serinales, Metschnikowiaceae. The transcript has a single exon. The record is from RefSeq and is a predicted model, not a curated record.